This is a messenger RNA of Fukomys damarensis (Damara mole-rat), 3002 nucleotides long. It is a transcript of the gene Tbc1d22b, whose product is annotated as TBC1 domain family member 22B. The transcript is spliced from 13 exons. Bases 151 to 1668 code for a protein of 505 amino acids. Gene Ontology annotation, molecular function: GTPase activator activity. The record is from RefSeq and is a predicted model, not a curated record. NCBI's taxonomy places the organism in Eukaryota, Metazoa, Chordata, Mammalia, Rodentia, Bathyergidae. Gene Ontology annotation, biological process: activation of GTPase activity.
AUCCAAGAUGGCGCCCCCAGGAGCUUGGAGCGGGUGACCGGCGGCGGGGAAGCGGCCUGGGCUGGCCCUCAGAUUGAGGGGUCGUGGGGGCCUCUCUCCGGGCACCCCACCCCCUCGGCUCGACUACCACGCCUUCCCCGGGCCAGAGCCAUGGCCGCCGAGAACAGCAAGCAGUUUUGGAAGAGGAGCGCCAAGCUGCCGGGGAGUAUCCAGCCUGUGUAUGGAGCACAACACCCUCCUUUGGACCCUCGACUCAGCAAAAAUUUCAUUAAAGAGCGGUCCAAAGCCAACACAGUUCCUCUGAAGAGUAAGAAGGCCUCCAGUUUUCACGAGUUUGCCCGGAACACCAGUGACGCUUGGGACAUUGGCGACGACGAGGAAGAGGACUUUUCCUCCCCUUCUUUCCAAACUCUGAACUCAAAAGUUGCUCUGGCCACCGCGGCCCAAGUCCUGGAAAACCACAGCAAGCUGCGAGUCAAGCCAGAGCGGUCCCAGUCCACCACGUCCGACGUCCCCGCCGGCUACAAGGUCACCAAGUCCAGCAGCGACGCCCAGCUCUCCAGGAACUCCAGUGAUGCAUGCCUGAGGAACCCACUCCACAAACAGCAGUCCCUCCCUCUCCGGCCCAUCAUCCCCCUUGUCGCCCGGAUCUCUGACCAGAAUGCUUCCGGAGCACCGCCCAUGACAGUCCGGGAGAAAACCCGCCUGGAAAAGUUCCGCCAGCUUCUCUCCAGCCACAACACUGACUUAGAUGAACUGAGGAAGUGCAGCUGGCCAGGGGUCCCCCGGGAGGUUCGGCCGGUGACCUGGAGGCUGCUGUCGGGCUACCUCCCAGCGAACAUGGAGAGGCGGAAGCUGACCCUGCAGCGGAAGCGGGAGGAGUAUUUUGGCUUCAUCGAGCAGUAUUACGACUCUCGAAACGAGGAGCAUCACCAGGACACGUACAGACAGAUUCACAUUGACAUUCCGAGGACGAAUCCUCUCAUUCCAUUGUUCCAGCAGCCCCUCGUGCAGGAGAUCUUUGAAAGAAUUCUGUUUAUUUGGGCCAUCCGACACCCUGCCAGUGGGUACGUCCAGGGAAUUAAUGACCUGGUCACUCCGUUCUUUGUCGUCUUCCUCUCAGAAUAUGUGGAAGAGGACGUGGAGAACUUCGAUGUGACCAACCUGUCUCAGGACGUGCUGCGGAGCAUCGAGGCCGACAGCUUCUGGUGCAUGAGCAAGCUGCUGGACGGCAUCCAGGAUAACUACACCUUCGCACAGCCGGGGAUCCAGAAGAAGGUCAAGGCUCUGGAAGAGCUUGUCAGCCGGAUCGAUGAGCAGGUGCACGGCCACUUCAGGAGGUACGAGGUGGAGUACCUGCAGUUCGCCUUCCGCUGGAUGAACAACCUGCUCAUGCGGGAGCUGCCCCUGCGCUGCACCAUCCGCCUGUGGGACACCUACCAGGCCGAGCCCGAAGGCUUCUCCCACUUCCACCUGUACGUGUGCGCGGCCUUCCUGGUGAAGUGGAGGAAGGAGAUCCUGGAUGAGGAGGACUUCCAGGGGCUCCUGAUGCUGCUGCAGAACCUGCCCACGAUCCACUGGGGCAACGAGGAGAUCGGGCUGCUGCUGGCGGAGGCGUACAGACUCAAGUACAUGUUUGCGGACGCCCCCAAUCACUACCGCCGGUAGGUGCUGCCUCCCCGCCGGCCGCCGGCUCCGCUGCACUGUGGCCCUGAGCCGAGGACUCCGCGGGAACCGCUCAGCCCGCCGCGAGCGGGUCUCCUCGUCGCCGUCCACCGCCGUGUCCACGGCUGUGUCUCGGCCACCGCCAGUAUUCCACGCCGCGUGCCCGGCCAGGCCUGGGAGAGGACAGAAAGGUGGCACAGGGUCGACAGGAAACCGGAUGGCGCCUAGGGUCCCUCUUACCUCCAGGCCUCCACUGAUACUGUCGCAUUUUUUUUUUCUUUUUUAAAUAAGAAAAACCUACAUUUCUUACAUGCCCCAGGCGUGGGAGCGUUAGUGUUCUGUCUGAGCCCAGGUCGGUAUGCGUCCUGUUCUCCGAAGGCCCGGGCCGUCCCGCUGACCGGCUGCGCAGGAGCUCCCAGCUCUGGGAAGGGGCCUGCGCCCAAGGGCUGCGGGUUCCCUCGCGUUCUCCACAGGUCCCCGUGCGCAUGCGCGGUCUCUGCCAGCCGGGCCCGGCCCCCGUGGGACCCGAGCGCAAGGGUCCCGUGAAACGGUCGGGGAGGGAGGGAGAAGGGACUUUUCACCUCUGCAACCCUUUUUCCACCAGGACCCACUCCAGGAUGUUAUGUGUAAAUUGUGUUACUAUGUAUAUGGGUAAAGUUGUACAAAUAUCCGUCCUCUUUGUAGCAGAUAUGAGUUUAUAUUUAUAACGUGCAUCCGCGUGUGAACGCAGCCUAGGUCCCCGGCAAACACGCAGCUGCUGGGGCGAUUUCUGGGCGCCCUCCCGGCCUGAGUCCCCUGGAGGGAGGACGGCUGAGCAGGCCCCAGGUCAGGGUCCCAGGGCCGGCCUCGGCCCCGCACACCCCACCGUCCCCUCGUGGCAGAGCCCCCGCCUCUCCCCAAAGCUGUGGCCAAUUCGUCAGUGCCAAGGGAAGGGCUCCCCUGUGUCCUGCGGCCUGCGGCUCCUCAGACAGUGGCAUUAAGUGCCCUCUGCUGUCCCUGUCACACUCCACGCAGCUCACACCGCGACCCCGUCCGAGUUUUGGUGUUUGGUGGCGAAGUGGGGGGGUGGAGGCUCGCAUUGUCACCCUCUAGGGAGCCCAGCGGUGCCCCAUGGGCGACACCCUGAGCCCCGCCCGUGUGCGCCAGGGCUCCCAUCCCCUGCGCCUUCCCCUCCACAGAGCGCAGCCGGGCCUCCCGCCAGUCCCCAGAGACAGACACUUGUGCUCCCAAGUGGCAUUUUAUUUUUUUAGUUUCUAUGUUUGUAUGGGGAAUUGUGGAUGAUGUGAACGAACUGUAAAUAAAAAGUGUAUUUCCUCCUCCACCUGCUGAUUUUUCUC